AUGUCUGCUUCUGCGGCCGCGUCGCUGCUGAGCCGGCAGCUCCGGGAGAUUCAAGUCAGCCGGGACCUGCCCGGCAUCUCCUGCGGUCUCGUCAACGACGGUAACAUUUUCGAGUGGGACGUGAUGCUCAUGAUCACCGACGACUGCAAGUACUACGGCGGUGAGACUCCUCCCCCCUUCCGCCCCGAUGCUUGCUCCCUCCCUCGUCCAUGCGCUGACGUCGAUGCUCGCGAAUCUGCAGGAGGCAACUUUCGCGCCCGCAUGAUCUUCCCCCCCACGUACCCGCACAUGCCCCCCUCGUUUGCGUUUCAACGUCCGGUACCCUUUCACCCGAACAUCUACCCGACCGGCCAGCUGUGCAUCUCCAUCCUGCACCCGCCCGAGGAGGACGAGUACGGCUACGAGGACGCGUCGGAGCGCUGGUCCCCCGUCCAGUCGCCGGAGACGAUCCUCCUCAGCAUCAUCAGCCUCUUCCACAGCCCCAACGAGGAGAGCCCCGCUAACGUCGAGGCGGCCCGCCUCCUGCGCGAGGAGCGCGAGGGCAAGCACAAGGAGUACAGGUCACGCGUCAGGAAGUGUGUGCGGGAGAGCCUGGGCGAGGACUGA
Messenger RNA from Drechmeria coniospora, 606 nucleotides. RefSeq names its product ubiquitin-conjugating enzyme E2. The record is from RefSeq and is a predicted model, not a curated record. NCBI's taxonomy places the organism in Eukaryota, Fungi, Ascomycota, Sordariomycetes, Hypocreales, Ophiocordycipitaceae. Gene Ontology annotation, cellular component: endoplasmic reticulum; cytosol. The coding region runs from base 1 to 606 and encodes 201 amino acids. The transcript is spliced from 2 exons.